ACUACAACUCCCAGCGGGUAAUUGGGAAGUGGGGUGGUGGGUGAGUGCGGGCGCCUGCGCAGAGGCCUCCGUGGACCGAGCAGUGGAACGCGUCAGUGCUGUCGGGAGAGACACACGCGAGGAGUCGGAGCUUGCGGGAGGCUGUCGGUUUCUUCUACCAUCAGCACCGGCGUCGGAGUCUCGGUGCUCUCCUCCCUUCCCACACCACCCUCUUCAGCCUCCAUUCGGACACCCACCGACCGGACGGGGAGAAACAUCACCACAAAAGGAACGGUUGUGGUUGUGGUGGUGGUGGUGGGGAGGGGGGGAAGAGAGAGGGAAAAAAAGGAAAGAGCCUUUUCGGAAAAAAAAGGGGGUGCGACGUUAUUUUUUGAAUCCGGUGACAUUCUGAGCGCGGCCAUGGAUUCGAAAGACGUGGCGGAUUACGCCCCGGAUUCCUGGGAGCUGGCGGCCGACACGGAUGUUGAGGCCCAGAUGAAUUCCUCCUUCUCCCGGCUCAAUGUGAACGCCAAACCGUUCGUCCCCAAUGUGCACGCAGCGGAGUUUGUACCCUCCUUCCUGAGGAGCUCAGACGAGGCCGGGGAGACGCUAGAAGGGUCAGAUGCAACAGAUGCCAGCAUGGAAGUCUCUGAGUCAGCUGCGCCGGUAGAAAAUGGCGAUACAGAAGCAGGAUCUGAAGAGUCAUGGGAUCAAAAAGCAGAGCCAAGUGAAGCAGAACCAGGAGGUGGUCCUGCUGGCGAUGGUGGGCCACCUUUGGUGACUCCAGUAGGAAUGGAAGAGGAGGAAGAUGUGUCUAUGCCCACGGUUGCAGUGGUGGUAGAACCAGGUGCUCCAAGGAAGGAACAUGUAAAUGUUGUAUUCAUUGGUCAUGUAGAUGCUGGAAAAUCCACUAUUGGUGGCCAGAUAAUGUACCUCACAGGUAUGGUUGACAAACGAACACUGGAGAAGUAUGAGAGGGAGGCCAAGGAAAAAAACAGAGAAACAUGGUAUCUUUCCUGGGCUUUGGACACUAACCAGGAGGAGAGAGACAAGGGUAAAACAGUAGAAGUGGGCCGUGCAUAUUUUGAAACACAGAAGAAGCACUUCACCAUUUUAGAUGCUCCAGGUCACAAAAGCUUUGUACCGAAUAUGAUUGGUGGGGCAUCUCAAGCUGACCUCGCUGUCUUGGUUAUAUCAGCCAGGAAAGGUGAAUUUGAAACAGGCUUUGAGAAAGGAGGUCAAACACGAGAACAUGCUAUGUUAGCAAAAACAGCAGGAGUGAAACAUCUGAUAGUUCUUAUCAACAAAAUGGAUGAUCCAACAGUAGCCUGGAGCCAAGAUCGAUAUGAGGAAUGCAAGGAAAAACUUGUGCCAUUUUUGAAGAAAGUUGGUUUCAAUCCUAAAAAGGAUAUUCACUUUAUGCCUUGUUCUGGACUAACUGGUGCAAACUUAAAAGAACGAGCUGAGAACUGCUCUUGGUACACUGGAUUACCAUUUAUUCCCUAUCUGGACAAUUUACCACACUUCUAUAGGGCAUCUACUGGACCCGUGCGAGUACCCAUUGUAGAUAAAUAUAAGGAUAUGGGUACUGUGGUUCUCGGUAAACUAGAAUCUGGAUUAAUUGGAAAAGGACACCAACUUGUCAUGAUGCCAAAUAAACACAAUGUUGAAGUUCUGGGUCUCCUGUCUGAUGAUGUAGAAACUGAAACUGCAGACCCAGGUGAAAAUCUAAAGAUACGACUGAAAGGUAUUGAAGAGGAGGAGAUACUGCCAGGAUUCAUCCUGUGUGAUCAUGGCAGCCUUUGCCACUCAGGACGUACUUUUGAUGCUCAGAUAGUUAUAAUUGAACAUAAAUCCAUCAUCUGCCCAGGUUACAAUGCAGUGCUGCACAUUCAUACUUGCAUUGAAGAGGUGCAGAUUGCGGCCUUAAUCUGCCUGGUAGAUAAGAAGUCUGGAGAAAAGAGCAAGACACGGCCUCGUUUUGUUAAACAGGAUCAGGUUUGCAUUGCUCGUCUAAGAACAGCUGGAACUAUCUGCCUUGAGACCUUCAAAGAUUUCCCUCAAAUGGGGCGCUUUACCUUGAGAGACGAAGGUAAAACUAUUGCAAUUGGGAAGGUCCUUAAGCUGAUCCCAGAAAAGGAUUGAACAUCCACUAUCUAAUGCUGCACAAUACUGUGAUGAAAAAGGACUCAGCAACAGCCUACUUCACACCUUCCUUUCUUGGUUUCAUUGUUCUCUGCCCAUCGAUAUCUUUAUCUUCCCAUAAACUGCAAAAUGCUGUAAACAUGUCCACAUUUUACGUCAGCUUUCUCAUAUUGAGAGCUCUGCUAUGCCAUUGUUUAAGCUACUAUUUUAAAUCCUUUUCUUCUGAAAUCUGCUUCUUUAGAAAUACAGCAGUAGCUACCUAACUGAUGUGGACAGAAUUGCCUGCAAAAAUAAAAUUAAACCAAAAAAGUU
Messenger RNA from Chiloscyllium plagiosum (whitespotted bambooshark), 2436 nucleotides. Its product is annotated as eukaryotic peptide chain release factor GTP-binding subunit ERF3A. NCBI's taxonomy places the organism in Eukaryota, Metazoa, Chordata, Chondrichthyes, Orectolobiformes, Hemiscylliidae. The record is from RefSeq and is a predicted model, not a curated record. Gene Ontology annotation, molecular function: GTPase activity; GTP binding.